CCACUCCCCUCGCCCUUUCUUCCUACGUCCGGCCGGGCACCGGUUCGGCAGCUGAGGGAGGGUUGCCCCACUCGUAGGCAGACCACUACCGCUGCUUCGUCUACACUCCGGCCGACUUCAGCCAUGUCUAAGCCUCCACCUAAACCUGCCAAGCCAGGGCAGGUUAAAGUGUUCAGGGCCCUGUAUACAUUUGAGCCCAGAACGCCAGAUGAGCUGUACUUUGAAGAAGGAGAUAUUAUCUACAUCUCAGACAUGAGUGAUACAAACUGGUGGAAAGGAACUUGCAAAGGGAGAACUGGACUAAUUCCAAGCAACUAUGUGGCAGAACAAGCAGAGUCUAUUGAUAACCCACUGCAUGAAGCUGCCAAACGUGGCAACUUAAGCUGGUUGAGAGAGUGCUUGGAUAAUCGAGUUGGGGUCAAUGGCUUAGACAAAGCUGGAAACACAGCUCUGUACUGGGCAUGCCAUGGAGGCCACAAAGAUAUAGUGGAUGUUCUGUUUACCCAGGCAAACCUAGAGUUAAAUCAACAGAACAAAUUGGGAGACACAGCUUUGCAUGCUGCUGCAUGGAAAGGUUAUGCAGAUAUUGUAGAGAUGCUGCUGGCAAAGGGGGCAAGAACAGAUCUAAAGAACAAUGAGAAGAAACUGGCAUUAGACAUGGCAACCAAUGCAACUUGUGCUUCCCUUCUUAAGAAGAAACAAAGUGCAGGUACAGUCCGAACAUUAAGUAAUGCGGAAGAAUACCUUGAUGAUGAAGACUCCGAUUAGCUUUUCAGCCUAAAGAACUGUAUCCUGCGUUGCCUAUGUCAUUCCCAAAAUAUAUCUUUACAACUGUAAAAAUAUCUAACUUAGAGUAUUGCAGUCUUCCAGUAUAGCAUAUAAAAUGAGAGGAUGAAAUCAUGCUUUCCAAAGGAAUAAUCUUCAUGUGUGCAGAAAGAUGCCACAUUUUAAAUCAUAGUUCCUUUGGAAUUGUCUUACAGAGUAAGUGUGGCAUACCCUCAUUGUUGAAUGGGCAGACGACCAUCUUUCAUAAACUCACAGGUUUCAUCUCAGGCCUUUCCAGCAAAUGCCUUGCGUCCUUGAAGUACGCUCCUUAAACUGAAAGGUCACUUCGGGAUAGCAGGACACUGUUGCUAACAUUUCUCAAAAUCUCCCUGAAUGCAGAUAAGGUAAUUACUGACAGAGUCAGUACUGGUUGACAGGUGUGAAUACCUGGUUGACAUGGCAUUCAUGCCUGGCAUGAAUGACUGAUUGACAGGCAUCUCACUGCUAUAGAAAGUGACAUCUUUUGCCCAUAUGGAGCCAGGACAAGGUUUGAUUUUUUUUUUUUUUUUUGGCUUUUUGUUUGGUUGGUUGGUUUUGUUUUUGUUUUUGGUUUUUUGUUUGUUCGUUUGGGGGGUUUUUGUUUGUUUUAUUUUGGGGUUUUCUGUUUUGUUUUGGUAGAUCCACCCCAAUUUCUUCCUGUACCUCUCUCAGUAAGGGGUAGAAUGACAUGGAACAAUCUACCCCUGGAUGCUGUUGUUGUCUUCCCUAUUGCUAUGGGCCCAAUCCCUGAAAUGUAAACUCAGGUUACAUGCUGGCUUAAGUCAGGAUUGCUUGAAAAGUGCUCUUAGUUUUGGACUUAGUGGUGUGAUUACUUUGCUUUUAAAGUGCAUUUUGCCGAGACUAUUUGUAGUGAGAGGAAGACAGAAUAUUUUUCUAUUUAUCCUGCCUAAUUUUUUUUUUACUGAUCUCUUGCUUUUAUUUUUUAAGUGUUCUUAUAUAUUGCCCUAAAUUAUCUCAAAGCUUGUGUUUGAAGGAAUCAGGGAAGAUGUAUAUCAAAUAUACCACAGAUAUCUUUAGAAAAGAUACCUGAAAUUGAAUAAUCACUUAAAAAAUUUAUUGCUUCUUCCUGUGAAUUAAAGAGGACUAAAAAAUAAAUUGAGCCACUUUUAAGCUUCCCUGCAGAGUUAAAAAGUAAGCACUUCUUUCAGAUUGCUCAAAUAGCUGCAGCCAAAUAUUAUACCAUACUAAGGGAUGCUUCCUUGCUGUGAUAAGAAAAUGUUGCAAGUGUUUGAGAUGCAGUCUUAUUUUUAAUUUUUGUUGCUAACUUUCCUGUUAGCAGCUUUUACAGAUUCAGUCCAGCACAGCAGUCUGUGAUAUUAGAAAAAAAAAAAGGCAAAAAAAAAAAAAAGCUUUUAGAAUGGGGAUAAAUGAAAAGCUCUGGUACAAGACUGGGGAUAAGUGAAAAUCACACUAAGUGUUUUAGAAAUUAAAAGAAGACAAAAGCACUCUCAUUUUAAAAAAUAUAUUGAACCAGAUUUUUGUAUCUUUAUUAUCCUGCGAAAGACUAGGUACAGGUAAGGCUUGUUAAAUGAGCAUUUACCAAAGAAGGUAUUGUUCAGUUGACCAGAACUGUAUAAAAUGGUGUUGCACAGUCACCUGCAGAUAUAAUUCUGAAUUGUUUGAGUGUUAAAAGCAUAGAAAAAAAUGUUUUAGCCCUAUGAGAUACUGUGGUCGGUCAACAGUGAUGUUUUAUUUUAUGUGAACUUUGAAGGUCCUAGAGAGGAAGAAAUAAAAACCAAAGCCAUGAAGCUUUUGUCUCUAGCUUUCAUUAGAACAGUUGUUGUAUGUGACUCGUAAUACACAGAUACUGUCCUGCUUUACAUUUUAUCAGCCAGCUAUUUUUACUAGCUCAGAUUUUUACCACUGUCAAGCCGCAUGUUGUGCUUCAUGCUGUUAAGUUGAUGAAAUUUCACAGUGCAAGUGAAAAAGGAUCUGUAAUAAGAGGCUGGAGAAGCAAGAAGGUUUAUAUAUCUGUUAUGUAAGUUUUUUCUUGCAUAAAUGAAGGUUAAGAAUCUUCAGUGUGACAGGACAUGGAAAGAAUAGCUCUUCCCAAAUCACCAUUUUAUCUAUCAAGCUUUGAAGGCAGAGUUUGUAUUCAGAAAUAAUGUGAUGUCUUCUGCUGCUGUGGGUUUAACAUUCUACAAAUUAAUUGCAGCAUUUGAUUUAAAAAUGUAAUGUUACGCUCAUGUCUGUGAAAUUAGCUGCUGCUGGAAGACCCUGUGUUACUCUGCAGACUGAUCUAGGUGCUGCAAGAGAAGAAUGGUGACAGAUACACAAGUUGGGCCUGCGGAUUGCCUGUGAAGUCUUUACUGGAGUGUCCUAAAGAAGGCACAUUAACAUCGCAAGGCAGCUAGCUUGUGCCGUAAUUUCUUUUGAGACCAAAAUUACUCCUUUUGUUUGUCCUUCACAAUUCUGUUUUUCCUCAUUCAUCUGCUCAUCUUCUGAAAUACAAACCACUGUGAGGCUUCCAGGCAAUAAAUUUCUUUUUGCCUAA
Molecule: messenger RNA, 3319 nt
Organism: Melopsittacus undulatus (budgerigar)
Lineage: Eukaryota; Metazoa; Chordata; Aves; Psittaciformes; Psittaculidae
Gene: OSTF1
Product: osteoclast stimulating factor 1
Exons: 10
Coding region: 124-768 (214 amino acids)
Biological process (GO): signal transduction
Molecular function (GO): protein binding
Source: RefSeq, a predicted model, not a curated record